CGGCCCUUAUCGUCUUGUUUGUGGAGUGAGAGUGAGUGGGUAUGGAGCUUCAUUUUGCAGGCGCACCGUAUUUGAUGAAAGAAGGUAUAAAACGGCGAGAUUUGAUUAUCAAAUCAUCAAGCAGUAGUACUUCACAAGGGCUGCAGAAAUGUUCAAAGAAAAACCUUUCUCGUAUACUUAGAACAGAAGCCGCCAUUAGAGGUAUCCACAGGAAAGCCAACUCAGAAAAAUACACUAAUCUUUGGCCCAAGGCCGUUCUGAAGGCUCUCGAUGAUGCUAUUAGGGACAAUCGCUGGGACUCUGCUCUUAAGAUUUUCGACCUUCUUCGCAAGCAACAUUGGUAUGAGCCAAGAUGCCAUACAUAUGCUAAGCUUUUGGUAAUGCUCGGCAAGUGCAAGCAGCCAAGUCAAGCUAACUUGCUUUUUGAGAUUAUGCUAGCGGAUGGGCUUCAACCAACAGUAGAUGUUUAUACUGCACUUGUAAAUGCAUAUGGUCUUAGUGGCCUCCUUGAUGAGGCUCUGCGAACUAUUGAUGAUAUGAAAUCAGUUAGUAAUUGCAAGCCUGAUGUGUAUACUUACUCGAUCCUAAUUAAAUGCUGCACUAAAGUUCGUCGUUUUGAUAUGAUUGAAUGCAUUUUGGCUGAGAUGGUGUAUUUGGGAAUUGAAUGUAGUUCUGUGACAUACAAUACCAUAAUUGAUGGCUAUGGUAAAGCUAAGCUAUUUGAGCAGAUGGAAUGCUCCUUGACCGAUAUGAUAGAAAAUGAGACUGCCUUUCCAGAUGUUUUCACCUUGAAUUCAGUAAUUGGGUCCUAUGGCAGCUGUGGGAAGCUUGAGGAAAUGGAGAAGUGGUUUGAAGAAUUUCAGGUAAUGGGAAUAAAGCCAGAUGUUAUGACAUUUAACAUUCUAAUCAAGUCAUAUGGAAGAGCUGGCAUGUACCAGAAAAUGGAGUGUGUACUUGAUUUCAUGAGGAAUUGGUUCUAUUCUCCAACAGUUGUGACUUACAAUAUCAUCAUUGAGACAUUGGGGAAAGCUUGCCUCAUUAAGAACAUGGAACAGUUUUUCCUACAGAUGAAGCAUGAAGGGGUGAAGCCAAGUUCAUUCACUUAUUGCUCUCUUGUCAGUGCGUAUAGUAGAGCUGCACUUAUGGAAAAUGUUGAUUCAAUCAUGAGGCAAGUUGAGAAUUCAGAUGUAGUUCUAGAUACUCCUUUUUUCAAUUGCAUCAUCAGUGCUUACGGUCAAGUUGGUGAUAUAGAGAGGAUGGUGGCAUUGUUCUUGGAAAUGAAGGUCAGAAAAUGUAAACCAGACUACAUCACAUUUUCUACCAUGAUUCAGGCGUACAAUUCACAAGGAAUGACUGAAGCUGCAAUGUACUUGAAGACAAAAAUGAUGACUUCUUGUGGUACUAGUACUAUUUAGCCUCUGUUUCUCCUGUCCAUAUCAUUUUGCUUCAUAAAAAUCAAAUGAAUUGAUCAGCAGCUAGUACAAUCUAUCUGCUACCGAAGGGAACCGUUCACUUGGAAUUCUGUUCAUCAAUCUCAAUGUUGUGAAAGUGGGCAGAGUGUUAUCUGCAUGUGAGCUUAAGGAUGAUAUAGAAAUCCGUUAAUCAGAUGGCAUGGAUCCAAGGAAAAGAACAUUCAUAUGUAUCUACAGGUAAGAGAGGGAGGGAGCAGUUAAAGUUCUUCUGCUUACUAUGUUCACGGAACAGCCAAACGUGCUGUGAUGUCUGUAGUUACAACCUGUGGGUUCAUAUUCAGUUGAAAACCUCAGUUAUGCUUGGGUGAAUGAAGAUUUUAUCAGUAGUGGGUGAUUACGAUGGAUAAUUAACUCCUCGGUUACAUUGAGGGUCUACACUAUUUCAGCUGCCACUGUGGGGUUGUCUACUGCAGUACUAAUAGUCAUGCAGCAAGGCCUUUUUUUUUUUACUAACCAGAGCUGACUCAACCAUACAUAUGGGUUUUGAACAGGUCAGUGAUUUAACAGGACUGACUUCUUUCGAAAGAGCAAAGCCAUGGGAAAGAUGGAGCAUUAUUAGGACACUUGCUGAUUCUUCCUUCUAAGUCGGUUUGUUUUACCUCUUACUGGUUGCAAGUCUUGAGCAACAGAUAUAUAGAGCAAUAUAGUGUAAGAUAGUUUUACCAUUUUUCAGACCCUCGCCAUUUCACUUGUUACUGUGGAAAUGAAUUACAGCAUUAUGUUUGAUAUACUACUUGAGCAGCGGGUGAACAUCACUUAUUUUACUUUGCUUUCUUAGAAGUGGAUUAAAAUGUCCAGACACCGUUUGACUUUCUGUAGAGCUGCAAUCGCCAAACGACCUGUGGAUGGACCUUAUUACAACACAUAUGUACAACCACUCCAAUUUGUAUAUUGUAAUUGGAGAAGUUCUUCUACUUCAA
Solanum pennellii is the source of this 2392-nucleotide messenger RNA. RefSeq names its product pentatricopeptide repeat-containing protein At3g53170. The record is from RefSeq and is a predicted model, not a curated record. The coding region runs from base 42 to 1415 and encodes 457 amino acids. NCBI's taxonomy places the organism in Eukaryota, Viridiplantae, Streptophyta, Magnoliopsida, Solanales, Solanaceae. Gene Ontology annotation, molecular function: mRNA binding; protein binding. The transcript is spliced from 5 exons.